This is a messenger RNA of Condylura cristata (star-nosed mole), 4146 nucleotides long. Its product is annotated as epiplakin. Gene Ontology annotation, biological process: intermediate filament bundle assembly; wound healing. The transcript has 11 exons. Gene Ontology annotation, molecular function: keratin filament binding; protein binding; structural molecule activity. Lineage: Eukaryota; Metazoa; Chordata; Mammalia; Eulipotyphla; Talpidae. Gene Ontology annotation, cellular component: membrane; keratin filament; cell junction. The coding region runs from base 1 to 4146 and encodes 1381 amino acids. The record is from RefSeq and is a predicted model, not a curated record.
AUGAAGCAGGACCUCCUGCCCAGCGGGCUGGGGGUGACGCUGCUGGAGGCCCAGGCGGCCACCGGGGGCCUCGUGGACCCCACUCAGGGCCAGCUGCUGUCCGUGUCUGAGGCCCUGCAGCGGGGCCUGGUGGGCCUGGAGCUGAAGGAGAAGCUGCUGGCCGCCGAGCGUGCGGUCACCGGCUACCCCGACCCCUACGGGGGCGGGAAGCUGGCUCUCUUCCAGGCCAUGGGGAAAGAGGUGGUGGACCCAGCCCUGGGGCGGGGCUGGCUGCAGGCCCAGCUGGCCACCGGCGGCCUGGUGGACCCCACAGGGGGCGGCCGCGUGGCCCCGGAGCUGGCCUGCCAGCAGGGCCUCCUGGACCAGGAGACCUGGCUCCGCCUGUCCGAGCCCCAGCCCGGCACGGGGUCCCCGGGCUUCCUGGACCCCAACACCAUGGAGCGGCUGCCCUACCUGGAGCUGCUGGGCAGGUGUGUCCGGGACCCCGCCACGGGGCUGGCCCUGCUGCCCCUCAAGAUCACCUUCUGCUCCCUGAGCGGGGCGGCGAGCCUGGAGGAGCUGCUGGAGGCGCUCAACGAGGUCCUGCGCGACCCCUCGGACGACACCAAGGGCUUCUUCGACCCCAACACGCACGAGAACCUCACCUACCUGCAGCUGCUGGGGCGCUGCGAGCCGGACCCCGAGACCGGCCUGCUCCUGCUGCCGCUGGCCCCCCGGGACUCCGCCCCCCACCAGCUGGGCCAGGAGCUGCGUCCGGCCCUGCAGGGGCUGGUGCUGCCCGCGAGGCACGGCCGCUUCCGGGGCCGCAGCGUCUCCGCCUGGGAGCUGCUCAACUCCGAGUGCGUCCGUGAGGACACCCGCAGGCGGCUGCUGCAGGAUCUGCGCCGGCGCCGGGUCUCGCUGCAGCAGGUGGCGCAGCUGCUGGACACGGAGAUGGGCAGGUGGGCGGACGUCAGGCUGCCCGCCCUGAGGGGCCAGGUCACCGCCCGCCAGCUCCUGGAGGCCCAGGUCAUCGACCAGGAGCUCCUGGAGCAGGUGCUGGGGGGGACGCUGAGCCCCGAGGCCCUGCUCCGGCGGGACGCCGUCCGCAGGGCCCUGCGGGGCACGGGCGCCGUGGCCGGGGUGCUGCUGCCGUCCUCCGGCCGGCCGCUGAGCCUCUACGAGGCCAUGAGGCGGAAGCUGCUGACGCCGGCCGUGGCCCACGCCCUGCUGGAGGCCCAGGCCGCCACCGGCACCGUGGUGGAGCCCCGCAGCGGGGAGACCCUCACGGUGGACGGGGCCGUGCGCCGGGGCCUGGUGGGGCCCGAGCUGUACAGCAGGCUGAGGCGGGCGGAGGGCGCCCUCACCGGCCUCAGAGACCCCUUCUCGGGGGCGGCCGUGUCCCUGUUCCAGGCCAUGAAGAAGGGCCUGGUCCCCGCGGAGCAGGCCGCCCGUCUCCUCGAGGCCCAGGUGGCCACGGGAGGGGUCAUCGACCCGGCGGGCCACUUCCACCUCCCCGUGUCCGUGGCCACGCAGCGUGGCCUCAUCGACCGGGAGACGGAGACCGCCCUGCGUAGCGCCACGGACACCUUCCCCGCGCCGGACGGCCGGACGCACAGCAGCUACGCCCAGCUGCUGCAGCAGUGUGUGACGGACGAGGCCACCGGCCUCUGCCUGCUGCCCCUGCCCGAGGGCGCGGCCCCGGUGCCCACAGACCAGGAGGUCCAGGCGGCCCUGCAGGCCGCGCAGGGGGCCGAGGACGGCCGGUCCCUGUGGGAGCUGCUGGGGUCCCGCCACCUCACCGAGGAGCAGCGCGUGGCCCUGCUGGAGGACUUCCGGGCCCAGCUGGCCACGGGGGGCGUGGUGGAGCCCGUCCACGGGGUGCGCCUUCCCCCGGCCACGGCCUGCAGGCGUGGCCUGCUGGACGAGCCGACGAGCCGGGUGCUGACCGGGACGGACGAGGACAGCAGGUUCUUCUUCGACCCCCACAAGCGGGAGAAGCUGACGUACCAGCAGCUGCUGGGGCGCUGUGUCCAGGACGCCGAGACCGGCCUGUGGCUGCUGCCGCUUCCCCAGGAGGCCGCACUCGGGGUGGACGAGCACACGGCCAUGGCGCUGAGGGCCAUGAAGGUGCAGGUCAGCGCCGGCCGCUUCCAAGGCCACAGCGUGUCCCUCUGGGAGCUCCUGCACUCGGAGUACGUCUCCGCCGAGAGGCGGCGGGAGCUGGCCGCCCUCUGCCAGUCCGGCCGGGCCGCCGCCCUACGCCAGGUGGUCGGUGCGGUCAGCGCGCUGGUCGAGGCAGCGGUCCCCUCGCCCGCGCUGCCCACCUUCAGAGGACUCCGCAAGCAGGUGUCGGCCAGCGACCUGUUCCAGGCGCAGCUCAUCGACAAGAAGACGCUGGACGAGCUGACCCAGGGCCGGCGGACGGCGCAGGAGGUGGCCGAGACGGACGGCGUGCGGCGCUUCCUGGAAGGGGCCGACUUCAUCGCCGGUGCGGCCACCGGCUUCCUGGUCGACCCGAAGGCCAACAGGAGGCUCAGCGUGUACCAGGCCCGGGAGCGCGGCCUGCUGCGGCCCGGCACGGCCCUGGUGCUGCUGGAGGCCCAGGCGGCCACCGGCUUCCUGGUCGACCCGAAGGCCAACAGGAGGCUGACCGUGGAGCAGGCGCUCCGGGCCGGCCUGGUGGGCCCCGAGCUGCGGGACAAGCUGCUGGCGGCCGAGCGCGCCGUCACCGGCUACACGGACCCCUACACCGGCGGGCGGAUCUCGCUCUUCCAGGCCAUGCAGAAGGGCCUGAUCGUGCGGGACCACGGCGUCCGGCUGCUGGAGGCCUGCAGACGUGGCUGUCUGCACGCGGACGCCGUGGCCCUGGUGGCCGACGAGCAGCACAUGGACAGGCGGUUUCUGGACCCCAACACGCAGCAGAGGGUCACCUACCGGGAGCUGCAGGCCCGGAGCCGCCGGCAGGACGCCACCGGGUGGCUGCUGUUCCCGGUGGCCACCGGCGGGCCGGACGCUGAGGGCGUCGAUGAGGCCACCAGGAGGACGCUGGAGGCCCAGCGCGUGGACGUGGCGGCGGGCCGCUUCCGGGGGCAGAAGCCCUCGGUGUGGGAGCUGCUGCACUCCGAGUACGUGCCGGAGGCGAAGCGGCGGGAGCUGGUGAGCGCGUUCCAGAGGGACAGUGCCCGCGCGCUGCGGGAGGUGGUGGACGCCGUGUGCGAGCUGGUGCGAGCCCACGAGGCGCAGGCCGGGACGCUGUGGUUCCGGGGCCUCCGGAGACAGGUGACCGCGCAGGAGCUGUUCCAGGCCAGCGUCAUUUCCGGGGACACGCUCCGGGCGCUGCAGGGGCACCAAGCCCUGCGGGCCGCCACCAUGGAGGUCAGGGUGGGCCGGCUGCGGGGCCCGGCCGUGUCCGUGUGGGACGUGCUGGCGUCCAGCUACGUGAGCGGCGCCGUGCGGGAGCAGCUGCUGACCCAGUUUGGCGCGGGGACGCUGGACCUGCCCACGCUGACCCGCCGGCUGACCGCCAUCGUGGAGGAGGCGGCUGCGGGGCCCGGCCGUGUCCGUCUGCUGACCCAGUUCGGCGCGGGGACGCUGGACCUGCCCACGCUGACCCGCCGGCUGACCGCCAUCGUGGAGGAGGCCGAGGGGGCCCCCGAGGAGGCCCUGGACGCCGGGGGCCGGCAGGAGCAGGCCCUGCGGGCCGCCACCAUGGAGGUCAGCGUCGGGCAGUUCCGCGGGCGCCCGGUGUCCGUGUGGGACGUCCUCGCCUCCCCCUACGUGAGCCCCGAGCCCACAGCCGCCCCUGCUCUCCCCAGGUCCCUGUCUUUCCUGGUCAAGCUCGAGCAGCUGGAUCUGGGCGGCAACGACCUGGAAGUGCUGCCCGACACCCUGGGGGCGCUGCCCAACCUGCGAGAGCUGUGGCUGGACCGGAACCAGCUGUCCACGCUGCCCCCGGAGCUCGGCAACCUGCGGCGCCUGGUGUGCCUGGACGUGUCCGAGAACCGGCUGGAGGAGCUGCCCGCAGAACUGGGCGGCCUGGUGCUGCUCACGGACCUGCUGCUGUCCCAGAACCUGCUGCAGCGGCUGCCCGACGGCAUCGGUGGGUCCCGGCCGGGGUCUCGGGGCCGGUUCCGGGCUGAGCAGCAGCAGCCCCGCUGCGGCUAG